CUUCUUCACCAUACUCUCACUCUGCACAUUUUCCGGGAAAAAACAAAAGAAAAGAAAAGAAAAGAAAGGAAAGGAAAAGAAAGAAUAGCUUCAGACUUGAGCUGUUUCCUCAUCUGGGUCUGCAAGAAAAAUUUCUGGGCAUGUUUGGAUAGCGAGAAAAAAGAAAGAAAAAAAAAACUAGAAUGCCCGUUUCAACUCGGUCUCAGAUCACCAACCAUGAACAGAGCCAAGAAGAAGAGAACUACAACAACACGAAUAUCAAUCCCUUAAGAAACCCACACCAUGGAUUGAAGGAAAAGAUGCGAGCUUUGACCCUUUUAUACGAGCAACAAAAGCGAGCCUCCUUAGCUCUCAAGAACCAGUCUUUUUCGGAGUCCGAGCAGCGUUUCACGACGCACCCAAGCGUUGACCUUCUGGGUUCUGGAAAAAAAGAGGAGGAGGAGGAGAAGAAGAUAAAGAGGAAGAGAAUCUUGCCUCACGAUGAAGCCAAGGAGAAUCUUGAAAUCUACGGCGGGGAACGAAUCCUGGGCUUCGCCACCGUGGGGCCUAGAAAGGCGGCGACCACGGUGGCAAGGAAGCUCUCGCUGGGGAAUUUGGAGGGAAAGAUUAGUAAAAGGAAUGUUGUUCAAGAAUUGGAGAAGGCUGAGGGCGUUUCGAGGAGAUCGCCAGAGAGUCGGAUUUUGGUGUUCGUGAGGCUUAGGCCGAUGGGGAAGAAGGAGAAGGAGGCGGGUUCGAGGUGUUGUGUGAGGAUUGUGAAUAGAAGAGAUGUUUAUCUGACGGAAUUUGCAAAUGACAAUGAUUAUCUCAGGCUCAAGAGGCUCCGUGGGAGGCAUUUCACCUUUGAUGCUUCUUUUCCGGACACCACUUCUCAGCAACAAGUCUAUUCCACCACAACCGCGGAGCUCGUGGAAGCAGUUCUGCAAGGGAGGAAUGGAUCGGUGUUCUGCUAUGGGGCCACAGGAGCUGGGAAAACAUACACAAUGCUGGGUACUUUGGAGAAUCCAGGAGUAAUGGUUUUGGCAAUCAAGGAUCUCUUCAGAAAAAUAAGGCAAAGAAGUUGUGAUGGAAACCAUGUAGUUCAUCUUUCCUAUCUUGAGGUCUAUAAUGAAACUGUUAGGGAUUUGCUUUCACCUGGAAGGCCUUUGGUUCUAAGAGAAGACAAACAGGGGAUCGUUGCAGCAGGUCUUACACAAUACAGAGCUUACUCCACAGAUGAAGUGAUGGCAUUGCUCCAACAGGGAAACCGAAGCCGCACCACAGAACCAACUCGCGCCAAUGAAACGUCUUCACGUUCCCAUGCCAUCCUGCAGGUUGUGGUUGAAUACCGAAUAAGAGAUGAUGCGAUGAGCGUGGUAAACCGAGUGGGGAAGCUCUCGCUGAUCGAUCUUGCAGGGUCAGAGAGAGCCCUUGCCACAGACCAAAGAACACUUAGAUCCCUUGAGGGUGCCAACAUAAACCGGUCACUCCUUGCGCUGAGCAGCUGCAUCAAUGCCCUUGUGGAGGGUAAGAAGCACAUUCCCUACAGAAAUUCAAAGCUCACUCAGCUUCUCAAGGACUCACUAGGUGGUGCUUGUAACACUGUAAUGAUAGCCAACAUCAGUCCAAGCAAUCUCUCAUUUGGUGAAACACAAAACACCCUUCAUUGGGCUGAUCGGGCCAAGCAAAUCAGGACUAAGGCCUGUGACGGGAUUGAGGAAAUACAACAAGUGCCUGAAUCUGAAACCGAUCAGGCCAAGUUAUUUCUGGAAUUGCAAAAGGAGAAUCGUGAUUUGCGAGUGCAAUUGGCACGCCAGCAACAGAAGCUCAUAACACUUCAAGCUCAGUCCUUGGCUGCAAACGUCUCUCCAACACCUUCUUCAGUCACCUCUAUGAUGACUCCUCCAUCCACAGCCCAACCAACCGAGAAAAGACGACUGAGGUCCUCAUUCUUAAGCGGGACUUGUUUCACUCCAGAGUCCAGGAAAAGAGUUGGUGCUGAGGAAGCAGGUGUUAGAGAGCUUCAGAGGACUGUCAAGGCAUUGGAAGCUGAAAUCGAGAGAAUGAAGAAAGAUCACACUUUGCAGAUAAAGAAAAAGGAUGAGCUCAUUCGCGAGCUUUCGCGGAAGAGUGACAAACCUUUAGAAGGCGUGUCAUCGCAGGGCACAAAAAGGGUAGUGACAAGGGCUAGUUUGAGGCCAAAGGAGGCAAACACCGUGGAGUUGAAGAGCCCGAGUCACCGUUUUCGGUCACCGGUACCAACAGCUAAGAAACGUAGCAUUUGGGACAUAACAACAGCUAACAGUCCCUCCAUCAACACACUAAAUGGAAGAAAAACCAGGAGCCACAUUGUUUCUGAAUCUGGUGCUGCUCCAUCCAUGCUUCUUCAGCCAGGUUUUGCGAGACAGAAGCCCGAGUAUAUAAGGUAACCACUGGGACAUACAAGAGGAAGGAAAAGAGAAGUGUUGAAGAAAGUAACUUACUAUUACUUUUUAGCAUAAUUACAUCAUAAGAGUUUUUUUUCACUUUUAGUUUUAAAACCCCUUUAUUUUUUAAACGGCAAAAAUAACCUUAAAUUUGAGAAAUAUGUUUCAAUUUCAUCCCCCACGCAUUUUAUUAGACAAAAGACAAAACA
Molecule: messenger RNA, 2611 nt
Organism: Morus notabilis
Lineage: Eukaryota; Viridiplantae; Streptophyta; Magnoliopsida; Rosales; Moraceae
Product: kinesin-like protein KIN-8A
Exons: 7
Coding region: 183-2405 (740 amino acids)
Biological process (GO): microtubule-based movement
Molecular function (GO): microtubule binding; ATP binding; microtubule motor activity
Source: RefSeq, a predicted model, not a curated record